Molecule: messenger RNA, 1505 nt
Organism: Pundamilia nyererei
Lineage: Eukaryota; Metazoa; Chordata; Actinopteri; Cichliformes; Cichlidae
Gene: polr1g
Product: RNA polymerase I subunit G
Exons: 3
Coding region: 12-1049 (345 amino acids)
Biological process (GO): transcription by RNA polymerase I
Cellular component (GO): RNA polymerase I complex
Molecular function (GO): RNA binding
Source: RefSeq, a predicted model, not a curated record
AAAUAAAAAAAAUGCCGAAAGACAUAUCCUCAUCGAGCGAAGAUGAAGCGGACACCACUGGUGUGGAAUCGGCGCCCAAACCGACAGAAUCCGAUAAGACUACAAGGUACCAGUGUCCUCCUGACUUUGUCUCUUUCUGCCACGAGCCUUGCAGCAGCACUCUCGCACAAAACCUCAAGAAGAACAAGAAUGAGUUAUGGCUCAUUAAAGCUCCUGCCAGCUUUGAUCCCAAAUGCUUCAGUGGCAUCAAGGUGCCCCUCUCUGGUCUCCAGACCCUGAAGGUUCCUACUGCUGCUCAAGCUGGAGCCAAGACUGGGAGCAGGCAGCAGAUCUAUAGCAUCCUGGCAUCCAACCACAGUACCUCAGAACUCCGCCUGCUCACCAGUGACAAGAAGCCGUCAAAUGGCAUGGUUGUUGGUCCUGCUUUUUCAGGCUUGCUUAAUGUGUGCGAGACCUACGGAGACAGCAGCAACAAUCAGGCCCCUCAGGUCAUCCCCGCUGCUCCAGCCCCCUCAAUACCGCCUGGACUCAAACAGCGAUUCCAGCCUUUUGGCAGCAAGACCCCCACUCUUACCUGCGUGGCAGAGAAUGAGUUGGAUGGAGUUGCCUUUGGGCCCUCUUCCACAACUCUCCGACCUCUGGUAGUCAAACGAUUCAUAGAAGAAGCAGGUCAAGAAGAAGAAGAUGAGGAGGAGGAAGAGGAAGGGAGGAAAAAGAAGAAGAAAAAGAAGGAAAAACGGAUAAAAAAAGAGCGACUAGAGGAAGUGGUGAAUGUGAAAGAGGAACCUGUAGAUGAAUUUCGGGAAGAAGUAAUGAUGGAGCUCCCCUUCCAGGAGGGUGAUUAUUCUGUGGAGAAGAGGAAGAAGAAGAAGAAAAAGAAGGACAGAGAGCGAGAGGAGGUGGAGGAGGGACUGGAGCCCAGUGUCAAAGUCAAGGUGGAAGAGGUGCCUGUGAAAUGUGAACCCAUGGACACAUUCUUUGGUGAAGAAGUGGAGGUCUCAGGAAAGAAGAAGAAAAAGAAAAAGAAACUCAGAAGUGAUGGUGACUAGUCUGGUGUCAUUUUGGAGUUUUUUAGUUUUGUUUGUUUCCUUUUGACCAUGUGAGCACGUCAGAGACAGUUUACUGCUUAAUUACUUCGCUAUUGUUGUUGCCAAGACGUUGGCAUGGUGUUGCUCAACAAAAGGGCACGUUGUGAAUACAAUGAGUAGUGAGGUGAAUUAUAAAGACGAUUCACUCUAGCAUCUUUAAGACAAAUGUUCAUUUCAGUUUGGCCAGAUGGAGACAGAUUCACACACAAUGUGUGCAGCUGGAGGCAUCAGCGACUACAAAACUGAUAAGAGUGCACAUGAUAAUGGUGUCAGGAACCACAACAGAUUUGAGCAAUGCCACAGCAUCUCAUUAGAUUUAGCAUUUGUUUUAGUGUUUUUGUAAACAGUGUGAGUCCAGUUCUGGAGACCUUUUUUGUUUCAUGAAAACAAAUGUCAUGAAGUCCAAAAGCGAUUAAA